CAUAAUAUUUACAGUUACAGUGUUACGGCUAGGGAUUUGCUUUUUAUGAGAAAGUUUGAAGAUUAAUAGCUUAACAAAUAAUCAAUCUUAAUACAAUAAUUAGGUGUGCUUUUUAAUUGUUAUCAGUUUGUGUACUAGUUUUAAUAGUGCGAAUUUGUCUGUAUUCUUAAGGGUUUAUUAUAGGCCCUAAUUCUUCUAGAUGGCCUCAAUUGACUCAAAUCACAGCUAAGGCUUAAGGUUACGUUUGGAUGAAAAUUAACUGUGUUUGUUUUUCACUGGAAUAACUGACAAUAGAAAUGGCAGGUCGUAAGAAGAAACCUAACCUAAAGAUAAUCGUCUCAGAUGAUGUGCCACCUGUUUUAACACCACCAAGGAAUCUUGACAAGAGGACGAAUAUCACAAUCGGAGAACAAACUUUUGAUGUUGAAGCAGACGAUUUGGAAAAAAUUUGCGAUUUGGGAAGAGGUGCCUAUGGCAUUGUGGAAAAAAUGAGACAUAUUCCCUCUGGUACUAUUAUGGCUGUGAAGAGGAUAGCGGCCACUGUGAACACUCAAGAACAGAAGCGGUUGCUGAUGGACCUAGACAUAUCCAUGAGGUCCUCAGACUGUCCGCACACUGUACAGUUCUACGGGGCUUUGUUCCGCGAGGGCGACGUCUGGAUCUGCAUGGAGGUGAUGGACACAAGUCUAGACAAGUUCUAUGCCAAGGUGUAUCGACACGGCCGAGCGAUACCGGAAAAUAUUCUGGCUAACAUCACAUUGGCGGUUGUAAGCGCACUGCACUAUCUGUACAGCAAACUGAGAGUGAUACAUAGAGAUGUGAAGCCGUCAAACAUUCUGAUGAACCGACGAGGCGAAGUGAAGAUGUGUGACUUUGGCAUUUCUGGCUACCUAGUGGACUCUGUGGCCAAGACAAUAGACGCCGGCUGCAAACCUUACAUGGCGCCAGAGAGGAUAGACCCACAAGGUAACCCGUCGCAGUACGACAUCCGCAGCGACGUCUGGUCUCUGGGUAUCUCGCUAGUGGAGCUCGCCACAGGCAAGUUCCCCUACUCCAGCUGGCUGACUCCCUUUGAACAGCUCAAGCAGGUGGUGAAGGACGACCCUCCUAGACUGCCCGAGGGGAGGUUCUCAUCAGACUUCCACAACUUUAUCGAACAGUGCCUACAGAAGGACUACACAUUGAGGCCCAACUACACACAGCUGUUGGCUCACCCUUUCUGCAGUCAGCAGCGAGAGCGGACCACAGACAUCACAGACUUUGUGGGAGAGAUACUCGACCUUCCUGACUCUCCGUGACCCACGACUGACUGGUACCAGGUACUCAUAGACUCAUGGCGCGCUCUGCAGUGGAGAUCCUACACAGGUCGCCGCACCGACUAAAUCUCCAAACACUAGACGGGCUUUUCUACAAAAGCUACACUUAAACUGCAAAUAUUGUUGACAUAGCGUAAAGGUUAAAGACACAACAUAUUUAGAUUAUUAACUCUACAAGUGGCACGGAUUAAAAACUAUAAAAAGAUGCAGCCCACGAUUACUGAGAUUAGUUGAAGGCAAGAAUAUACAGAUUUUUAUGAUCAAUUAUCAAUAUUAAUCAUAUCAAUUAUUUAUGAUGGGGACACCACUAUGUGAGUAUUUUAACCAGAUAAUUGAUGGAAUUAAAGGAAUACUUAUUUAACUUUAAAAACUAAGCAAUCUAUAAAGGCAAGAUUUUGUUUUUGCUCUUUUAUGAUUGUGCCUGCAAAUUAGUUAGAUUAACCUAUUAAAAAGGUUAAAAUAUGCAUCUGAAUAUAUUUUUGAAAAUUAUUUCUCCUAUUGUGAAUAAUAAAUAUUUUGAUUCAUAAUUUUGUUUGAAACAAUCUGUAUAAUCAAGAUUUUUAAAUUUUAACUAUUUACCACUUUCAUCUAACUAGCUUGAGUAAUUCAUUGCCACAUUUGGUAAGUGCUACGUUGUUGUAUUAAUCAUCUCUAAAUAUCAGUAAAAGUGAGGUUGAAAAACCCUGUAUUUCUUACCUAGAGUUAAUUGUAGAUUUCAUGGCGUACCCUGGAUAGACAAGUAAAAACCUAUACUCUCGCUCAGGUAAAGAAAGUUAGCAUUUUGCAAAGCCCCAAAUAGUACAUGGUCCUAAGUGCUGAAACACCUGUACAAUCAAAGUUUUGCCAGGUUAGUAUACAAUAUAGUUGAGUUUUUAUAUUGUAUAGAAAUAAACUUUCAGUUGACGUAGUAUUAGUGCAAUUAAACACCAGGUAGUUAAGUAAAUUAAUGUAAACAAUUUAGGUCCAUUCUUUCAGCGCCUAACAUUUGCUAGUCAUUUUUGUUUUAGUUUUACACGUUUAUAUUCCUGAUGUUGUAUUGAAAUUUAACAGGGUGAAAGAGAUGUUAUAUUUGUUCGGUAUAAAAUAAGUAUGGUAAUGCUUAGUGUAAAUUGUACUGGUUUAGUUAAUAGUUAUUAUGAAUGGUAUAUUUUUGCAAAUUUAGUGCGAUAGUACUUUUACUUGGAUCAAAUUAAUUAAUUAAAAAGUUAGUUUCAAAACACCUAAACAAGUUUUUGUUUUGUUAAUAUUCGUCUCGCUACACUGAUGUGUAAUGACCUGUUUUUGUUGCAUGUUUAUCUCCUGUAAAAAUCUAUCAUUCAUUAUGGCAACGCAGAGGAUACGCGUCCGGUAACCGGACGUGGAUUAGGCGCCCGGCAGUUACUGUCAUAACCUUACUUAACCAACCAAACUUGCUGAUAG
Molecule: messenger RNA, 2735 nt
Organism: Macrosteles quadrilineatus (aster leafhopper)
Lineage: Eukaryota; Metazoa; Arthropoda; Insecta; Hemiptera; Cicadellidae
Gene: lic
Product: dual specificity mitogen-activated protein kinase kinase 6
Exons: 8
Coding region: 297-1298 (333 amino acids)
Biological process (GO): stress-activated MAPK cascade; protein phosphorylation
Molecular function (GO): ATP binding; MAP kinase kinase activity
Source: RefSeq, a predicted model, not a curated record